GUCGCUCUGCCACCGCCUCCCCGCACUGCUCGGGGCGCCGCGGCCCUUCCCCGCAUCGGGCCGCAGGGCGCGGCCUACCCGGUGAUCCGGCCUGAAGCGCAGCCCCGCGGCGGGGCGGGGGCAGCGGCGCCCCGGGCAUCCCGCAGUGGUGCUUGAGAAAGACAGGCUGAAAGACUUGUUUUAAGGAAAACACCCCCCUUGCAAGCGAGCAUUGGUGAAAAUGGGGGAUACAAGAGACAUCUGUCCUCACCUGGAUUCCAUAGGAGAGGUGACCAGGGAUGAUCUGUUGCUCAAAUCCAAGGGAACUUGCCAGUCUUGUGGAGCCGUGGGACCAAAUCUCUGGGCUUGUCUUCAGAUCGGUUGUCCUUACGUUGGUUGUGGGGAAUCCUUUGCUGACCACAGCACACUUCAUGCACAGGCCAAGAAGCACAACCUGACGGUGAAUCUGACCACGUUCCGCGUCUGGUGUUAUGCUUGUGAGAAGGAGGUGUUCCUGGACCAGCGGCUGGCAACGCACACUCAGUCACCACCAGUAAAGUUCACUGACCCGGAAUCACCAUUGUCUUCUCAUCCUCUGAAAGCUGUUCCAAUUGCAGUGGCUGAUGAAGGUGAAUCUGAAUCGGAGGAUGAUGAUUUGAAACCAAGAGGCCUUACUGGAAUGAAAAAUCUUGGGAACUCCUGCUACAUGAAUGCAGCACUUCAGGCUCUCUCUAACUGCCCACCUCUCACACAGUUCUUUCUGGAAUGUGGUGGACUGGUCCGCACGGAUAAGAAACCAGCACUGUGCAAAAGUUACCAAAAGCUGGUGUCUGAGGUCUGGCAUAAGAAACGUCCAAGUUAUGUUGUACCAAGCAGUCUAUCCCAUGGGAUUAAACUCGUCAAUCCCAUGUUCCGAGGCUAUGCACAGCAGGACACUCAGGAAUUCCUGCGGUGCCUGAUGGAUCAGCUUCAUGAAGAGCUGAAAGAACCAAUUGUUGCUGAGACAAGGGAUUUGGAUACCAGUGACCAGGAUGACAAGCGAGAAGGUGACCGAAGUCCUUCAGAGGAUGAGUUCCUCUCCUGUGACUCAAGCAGUGACAGAGGUGAAGACGGUCAGAGUCGGACCACAGGGAGCAUGGGCAGCAGCACCCUGGCAGAGACAGAAUUGUUGAUCCCGGAUGAAGCAGGCAGAGGGAUCUCAGAGAAAGAGAGGAUGAAAGACAGGAAGUUCUCCUGUGGCCAUCGGCGCAGCAACUCGGAGCAGGUGGAUGAGGAUGCAGAUGUUGAUACUACUAUGAUGCCAGUUGAUGGCAGAGCCUCUCCUGAGAUGAUGCCAGCUCCCCGUCCUGCCAGCCCAUGUAGGACACCAGAACCUGACAAUGAUGCCUACGUGCGCUGCUCUUCACGUCCCUGCAGUCCAGUCCAUCAUGAAAUGCACUCCAAGCUCUCUAGCAGUCCUCCUCGCUCCAGUCCUGCCAGGCUUGGACCUUCCUACAUCCUCAAGAAAGCCCAGAUGCAGGCUUCUGGGAAAAAGAAGAAAGAACUUCGCUACCGCAGUGUGAUUUCAGACAUCUUUGAUGGCUCCAUUCUCAGCCUGGUGCAGUGCCUCACCUGCGACAGAGUUUCUACGACAGUGGAGACAUUCCAGGACCUGUCGCUCCCAAUCCCAGGGAAGGAGGACUUGGCCAAACUGCACUCUGCCAUCUACCAAAAUGUGCCAGCUAAGACAGGGACAUGUGGGGACAACUAUGCCUCCCAAGGCUGGAUUGCCUUCAUCAUGGAGUAUAUCCGGAGGUUUGUGGUGUCCUGUAUCCCUAGCUGGUUUUGGGGUCCUGUUGUGACACUGGAGGAUUGCCUUGCUGCCUUUUUCGCAGCAGAUGAGUUGAAGGGGGACAACAUGUACAGCUGUGAACGGUGUAAAAAGCUGCGGAAUGGAGUAAAGUACUGCAAAGUCCUCAGGCUACCAGAGAUUCUUUGCAUCCACCUGAAGCGAUUCCGGCAUGAGGUGAUGUAUUCCUUCAAGAUCAACAGUCAUGUCUCCUUCCCCUUGGAAGGGCUGGAUCUGCGACCCUUCCUAGCCAAGGAGUGUGUUUCCCAGAUCACCACCUAUGAUCUCCUGUCAGUCAUCUGUCACCAUGGCACAGCAGGCAGUGGGCAUUACAUAGCUUACUGCCAGAACGUGAUCAAUGGCCAGUGGUAUGAGUUUGAUGACCAGUAUGUCACUGAAGUCCAUGAGACCGUGGUACAGAAUGCAGAAGCCUACGUCUUGUUCUACAGGAAAAGCAGUGAAGAGGCUGUGCGGGAGCGUCAGAAAGUCGUGUCCCUUGCCAGCAUGAAGGAGCACAGCUUACUCCAGUUCUACAUCUCCCGAGAGUGGCUCAAUAAAUUCAACACCUUUGCUGAGCCUGGUCCCAUCACCAACCACACCUUCUUGUGCUCUCAUGGAGGGAUCCCUCCUAAUAAAUACCAUUAUAUCGAUGACCUGGUUGUGAUCCUACCCCAAAACGUGUGGGAAUAUCUCUACAACAGGUUUGGGGGUGGCCCUGCUGUGAACCAUCUGUACGUGUGCUCCAUUUGCCAAGUGGAGAUUGAAGCACUUGCCAAACGCAGGAGAAUUGAAAUUGACACCUUCAUUAAGCUGAACAAGGCUUUCCAGGCAGAGGAGUCCCCAAGUGUCAUCUACUGUAUCAGCAUGCAGUGGUUCCGUGAGUGGGAAGCCUUUGUCAAGGGGAAGGAUAAUGAGCCUCCCGGACCCAUUGACAACAGCAAGAUUGCACUCACGAAAGCGGGUGGCCAUGUGCAAGUUAAGCAGGGUGCUGACUAUGGGCAGAUUUCUGAGGAGACAUGGAUUUAUUUAAGCACGCUGUACGGAGGGGGCCCAGAGAUUGCCAUCAGACAGAAUGUGGCCCAGGUCCAGGAACUGGAGAACCUCCAUGGGGAGCAGAAGAUCGAAGCGGAGACGAGGGCUGUGUGAUGUGUGCAGGCUGGGGCAGGGAAGGUAUGGAUGGCACAGAGGCGUCCGUGUGGGAUGGAAGACUGGGGAAUCCCAAGGAGUCAAACCUCUCCCGCUGGCUGGUACUGGAAGGCGAGUGCAGCUCCCACCACCACUUCUGGGGGAGGCAGGUUCCCUCCCCUGGCCUCUCACAUAGCUUUGGCUGUAGGGGGGUGCUGGGCAUAAAGGGGAGAAAAGCAGCUUCUCUCUACUUCAUCUCUGGGUGAAGCUGUGGGGCAAGACUGCAGCCAAGCAUCACAAGGAUGUGUUCUGACCCGAGCCCUCUCCCUUCUGUUUGCUGACCAGGAACCAGCACUCCCACCUUGCCCCAGUGAACCCAGUCUGCUCCUUUGCAGGUUUUGGCACUUUUCUGUUUGACUCACAUGUACAAAGAUACUGAAGCAUUACUUACGUUUCCAGAGGGCAGCUUUGCAGCUAGAGGAAGCUGGAGUUGAAGCUGAGCAAGCCCCAAGGCCUCGCAGUAGCUCUGUGCUGGGGAUGCACACACGGUUGUCACAACUCUUUAUUUAAUCCUUGCAGAUUCAGUUGCAAUCAAUUAAGAAACACUGAAAGAGGCCCCUUCUUCCUCCCCUCGCCCCUACAGCCACACCUUCAUGGCCCUGCCCUUUCUGGGGUGUCUUUCUCCUUGAUUUCAUGUGCUCAGCAUGGUUUCGGAGAGCGAAGCUGGCAGACACGAGUCCUCCUUCCCAUGCCCUUCCUCUGUAUUCUUCCUGCUAAAGCUCCUGGCACCUUUGUAGCUACAGGGUGCAGCCUCCCAGGGGUUCAGCUCACGGGUGGUAGCUUCAGGAACAGGCAGGAUUCCUUGGGACAGCUCCGAUACCACCCAAAGGACUCCAGGCUCACACCCCACUCUAAGCAAAAGGCAAAACUCUUCUCAGUGGGGCUCUUAAACGCUCUUUGUUCACUUCAUAAGCCAGAGAGGCGAUGGUCUGAGCUUUGCCACCAUCUGAGUACGAGUUAAUGGCAGCAGAGUGAGGCAGAGGUGGCCUCACCUGGGCUGAGGAACCAGAGGAACUGUGUGUUCAUGGUGCUGGAACCAGAAUGAUUCCCCAGCACCGAGUCUGGCCUCAGUGGUUUCUGGCCUCAGUGGCUUCUCACGUGGCAAAGCAGGGCAGGGAGCAGGGAGGGAAAGGCUGCUCUUGGGCUCGGAGCUGGGGGUAGGACAGGAUUAUGUGCAAAGAAAAAUGUGGCCUUCAGAUUGUUAUUUUUCAGACCAAAUGUUUUCUGCAAACAACUUUAAACGAGUCUGUGAGUGGUUCAGCACAUCCAUUUGUGAUGCUGUCCAGUGGAUGCUUGUAUCUACCCAGCCAGGCCCGAGGGGAGCUCAGACUGAGCCGCUGGUGAGAUCUGUUACUGUUUUAAGCUGUCUUUGUGUGACUGCAGCCGCCUCUGGAGCUGCAGCAGAGCCCGUGGGGCUGCAGGUCUGUGUUGUCCAGAGGAUGCUGUACAGAUUGUCCCUCCCCUCCUGUGCUCGUGUUAGACUUUGUGCUGAAAUGUGUUCCAAUAAAUACAUGUGCAUUCAG
This is a messenger RNA of Melopsittacus undulatus (budgerigar), 4515 nucleotides long. It is a transcript of the gene USP20, whose product is annotated as ubiquitin specific peptidase 20. Gene Ontology annotation, molecular function: cysteine-type deubiquitinase activity; zinc ion binding. Gene Ontology annotation, biological process: protein deubiquitination. Gene Ontology annotation, cellular component: cytoplasm. Bases 221 to 2953 code for a protein of 910 amino acids. NCBI's taxonomy places the organism in Eukaryota, Metazoa, Chordata, Aves, Psittaciformes, Psittaculidae. The transcript has 25 exons. The record is from RefSeq and is a predicted model, not a curated record.